AAAGACAACGACCUACACUGGUACCCCGACAAGGGCGACUUCUCCCACCCCACCAAGAUGCCUUCUCAGAACCCGCACAACGAUAGGCCACGGAACCCAAAACGUACCAAGAGCUGUCGUCCCGAGUCGUCUGAGCACCGUCAUGUGCGGUUUGAGCACAAACACGAAUGCCGGGAAAAUGAGCGUGAAGCUUUGCUAAGCGGAAGACUGACCCCGCCUCCUGGUGCUGGACCUAACUGGGCAAAGAAUCGGGUAGCGACUCUAGAAAAGUACGCGAAGAGGACAAAGAGACGACACAAGAAAUAUGAGAAGCGUAUGCGUAAGGCGGCAGAGGCAGGACAGGCUUCA
Alternaria alternata is the source of this 348-nucleotide messenger RNA. RefSeq lists its product as hypothetical. The annotation marks the transcript as partial. The record is from RefSeq and is a predicted model, not a curated record. The transcript is spliced from 2 exons. NCBI's taxonomy places the organism in Eukaryota, Fungi, Ascomycota, Dothideomycetes, Pleosporales, Pleosporaceae.